Molecule: messenger RNA, 2756 nt
Organism: Larimichthys crocea (large yellow croaker)
Lineage: Eukaryota; Metazoa; Chordata; Actinopteri; Sciaenidae
Gene: ankrd6a
Product: ankyrin repeat domain 6a
Exons: 15
Coding region: 1-2208 (735 amino acids)
Biological process (GO): protein K6-linked ubiquitination
Cellular component (GO): BRCA1-BARD1 complex; BRCA1-A complex
Molecular function (GO): ubiquitin-protein transferase activity; protein binding
Source: RefSeq, a predicted model, not a curated record
AUGGACAACCAGGACAACCGGGCCAACAGCUGGGUGUUGCGCCGCGCCAUUGCGGCCGCGAGACGGGAAAAGCGCCGUAAGCCGGCUCUCCACGGUACGGCCCUGCACCGAGCGGCCAUGGUUGGGAACAGUAAUGCUGUGGCUGCGCUGAUUCAGGGAGGCUGUGCUGUGGACCUGCAGAACAGAGACGGCAACACUGCGCUGCAUGAGGUGUCUUGGCAUGGUUUCUCUCACUGUGUCAAACUGCUGGUCAAGGCAAGAGCUGAUGUACACACCAGGAACAAGGCAGGAAACACAGCACUCCAUCUGGCCUGUCAGAACGCACACGCUCAGACUGCACGCUUUCUGCUGCUCGGAGGAUCCACACCUGACACCAAGAACAAUAUGGGUGACACGUGUUUGCAUGUGGCUGCUCGCUACAACAACCUGAACCUGGUGAAGAUCCUGCUGAGCUCUCUCUGCUCUGUGACAGAGAGAAAUCAGAGGGGGGACACGGCUCUCCAUGUGGCUGCUGCUCUGAAUCAUAAGAGGACAGUUCAGGUCUUACUGGAGGCAGGAGCUGAUGGUACAAUUAGAAACAAUGCAGGUAAAACAGCCCUGGAUAAAGCCAGAGACAACAACAACAAAGAUGUGGCACUUCUCCUGGCCAGAGCUCCUCAGGUGCAUCGCUUCAUGCGAGGAAGAACAAUAAGGAAACAAAGAGAAAGACUGACAGCUGAGCGCAGGACACAGUCUGUCACCAGAGUAGACAUUCUACCAAACAAAGACAGCAGUUCUGUGGUUGAGGAAACCACAAGCAGUGAACAGAUGGAGAGCAUGACUCCCUUCAAGAUAGGUCCUCACCAGCAGCAGCAGAAGCAGCAGCACUACCACAAGAUCCCAGCCUUCAUCAGCAGCCCCUACCACCACCACAAGAGGAGGGGAAUCCAGGAACAGGAUUUGAAUAAAGACGAUCUGAGAAAAGGCAAGAAUGACUUCCACGUGAAGAAGGACCUGCUCUGUGAUGAUGGUGAAGAUACUCGGAAUGAAAAAUCCUUUCAGCUUUACACACUGUAUCGUGAUAAGAACGGCAACAUUAGACAGGCACCAGCCAACGGAUGCCACUGUAAGCCUUUGCUCAAGAAGCUUGAGGGCCAACUGAAAUUCACGCAGGAGGACAUGAGGCUGCACAUCCUGGACAUCCAGGAGCAAGUCGACAGAAGGCUGGGCCAAAUAGAAUGCAGGAACAGACACCAGAUUAAAGUGUUGGACAUCCUGAAUCAGGAAAGAGCAGCAGCAGAGAAGAAGAACAUGAUCUACAGGACUGAGCAGAGAGUUGCACAGCUAAGAGAGGAAGCCCUGAUGACACAGGCAGCAGUGAGUCAUGAACUGAAGAAGUGGUGUAUGUCCCAGCUGAAGGACGCAGACGUCCACAUCCCAGCCAAAGCCCAAUGCUACAAACUCCUCCCCUCACCGUCUGUGGAGCAGUCUCUGGCAGACACUGACCUGGAAUCACUCCCCUUGUUGUCCAUGGUAUCUGGAGACAGCAGCACCUCACUGGCAAACUACGUCAACAUCCUGCCAUCUGCAUCUACCCACAGUGUGGAGGGCCCAGUGCAGGAGCAGCUGGGGAGGAGCACAUACUUUGAAAUGAAAGUGAAGAGGUCAUCAGAUGACUAUGAGAACACAGCCCUGUUUCCUCUGCCUGCUAAACCUACCUCAGACCUCCUCCUGGGCUCUGUUGACCCCUAUUGGCAGUCCUUGGAAAUGCAGGAGGAUCCCAUGGCAGCAGUGGUGCAACUUUGCGGGGAGGGUUUCUCCAGCAGCAGCAGUCAGCCCAGCAUCAGUGACCAGGGACCCAGACUGAUCCAACAACAGGAACAUAGCAUUGACGGACAAUACAGGAAACGCUUUGGAGAGCUGAUGAGUGGCCACAGGCGUGCAGAGAUACACACAGAGAGCACCAGGACACUGGAGUUCUUCAUCGAACGACCCACUGAGCCCACAUUCAGCCAGGAGAAGAACAAUCUGCAUGCUAAGGAGGUGACUCAGCGUUUCUUUGAGACGGUGUCGACUCAGUUGGAGCGUUGGUACGAGAGAAAGAUCACGGAGGUGGAGCAGCAGACGGAGCUCAGAGCACAGCAAGACAGGAAGGAGCUGCUGCAGCGAAUAAGCAUGCUGGAGGAGGAGCUUCAGAAGCUGAAGACCAAUGAGAAUGCAGAAAGCUGAUGCAACUUGUAGGUAUAGGUAGUUGGAGAACAUUAUGGAACUUUUACUUUAGCUAACUAUGAAGACACCCCAUACUGUCUUCUGUCAAAUGAAGGCAACAGGCCUGUAAAUUAUGUACAUUAAGUAUAUUAUUACUGUUGUGUAAAUAGUAGUUGAAUGUUAGAAUUGGAUUCUGUUAGAUCAUCAUCAGCAGCAGCUGCUGCAUCAUCAUCAUCAUCAUGUAUGUAUGUAAUGGAGGCAUUUUAUUGAAGGUAUUAACUGUAGUUUUUGAUGAAUGGAGGUUAUCAGUACUUGGACAGAUUACUGAUAGAGAGCUUCAUCAAAUGACAAUGACAAUCAGCUGAAGCUCAAUAUCAGCAAAAUAAAUGAGCUCAUGAUGAAGGUUUAUGGUGAUCAUUCAGGGAAAGAGAGUGAAGAAGGAGGACUUAAGUACCUUAAAAAAUUGGACCAGACUCUUCAGGGACAGAAAAGCAGACUGUUCUUCCUGAGAAGACUCAGGAUACAAACAGGACUUUGUUGAGCUCUGUUGUUCUUGUUCUGCUGUAUGU